This is a messenger RNA of Priapulus caudatus, 3550 nucleotides long. Its product is annotated as zinc finger protein 236-like. The coding region runs from base 512 to 3304 and encodes 930 amino acids. NCBI's taxonomy places the organism in Eukaryota, Metazoa, Priapulida, Priapulimorpha, Priapulimorphida, Priapulidae. The record is from RefSeq and is a predicted model, not a curated record. The transcript is spliced from 4 exons.
AACAGCGUUAUACAAUGCAAAGAAAAUAUAUAAUACAAAAACGACAGUUCAUUAACGGUUGUUUUCAAAUAUUUAACGUUUAGGUUUCUGUUUUAAGGUUUACUUGCUUAUUAGAUGAAAAUAAAUACCUGGUAAAAACCCCGGCUUGUGGUCACUCCUAAUCUGUGUACUUCAUAUGUUUUCAAAGAAUUUAAGCAAUUUCACACAAUCCAGCCAAGUAACAUCAGGUAUUUCGAGCAGUGCUCUAGUUUCUUGGCAAAUGUUAGCACUCGGUGAGGUCUCGUGGGCACUUAAAAUUAACAGGAAAGACGUAGACUGUUGAUUUUGCACACUUGAAUCAGAUUAGCUCUGUUCUGCAUAGCUGUGGUGGUCCAGCAAAUUCCUUGAAGAUGGAAUGUACAUCAAAUACAGUUGGUUAUGCAGGUUAUAAAUUUCAUAUAAAAUGUCUUUUGUUUGCAGAAAUCUUCAAUCGAAUUCCUGACCAUUAAUCGCUUGGUAGUCUGUGGCUGCCAUGUCUGCAUCUGGUGACCAAGAGGAGUACCUUACUGUUAUACUCAGGGUGGUCGGUGGGGUAGCAGAAGAGUACCAGCACAGUUUGACUCUGCGGGUCGACUCCUUAGCUGUGCUGUUUUGUCCAGCAUGCGGGAAUUCGUUUGGCAACAAGCUGGACUACAUCGGCCACAUAAGGACGCACACGCUCGCCGCCAGUGGCCAACAGAGCAAGCCGAUGCCGCUGCUGCAGCCUGUGCAGCUCGCAAAGCCUGUGAAGCGGCCCAACGCACAGCAGAACCCAUUCGUGAGUCUCUCCGACAUCAUGCUCUACUCGGCGUACCAGGAACCGUCGAAGCGCGUGCGCGUGAUGUCGGCGGCCAGCCCUGUGACGAUGGACAACCCUUCCGCUGUCGCCGCGCCCACGUUCUCCACGUUGUCCGGCUUCGGCUCUACGCUGUCGGAGCCACAUGCCGACCAAUCGCACGGCUUCGUCGAGCAGCAGCCGCUGAUGUCGCUGUCGCUGGACGACAUCGCACUGGUGAAUGCUGACCUCGACACCCCGCUGUCGCGCGCACUCUCGGAGAUCUCCGACUACUCAGACCUGCAGAGCGUGCAGACGGACGUCUCGGGCUUGCAGGAGUCUGGAAUCUUCCUGGGUGCGGCGGAGCACGGUUUCUCAGUCGAUGCUGAAAAGAAGAAGCUGAUCAUCAAUCUGCAUCGGCUGCCGGAGGAUGUCAUUGAGAAGUUCAAGCAGCCACAGAUGCCAUCUGCACACUUUGCCCGGCAGCAGCAGCAGCAGCAGCUGGCGAGUGCAUCCGAUUUGCUGGUAACCGUGCAGCCGGCAGCACAGCCACAUGUGGGGAACCAGGCCACACAUACCAACAAGCCAGAUACAAUUUGCCAACAGUGCGGUAAGCUGUUCCAAUACCGCAUGGCCUUUUUGAAGCACAUCCAGUCGUGUAAGACGAAUGGGCCAUUCAAGUGCAAGAUGUGCGGCAUGCAAUUCCCUGUGGGGUUGGAAUUGCGCAAACACAUGGACAACUACCACCGGGCUAUGCCAUUACGCAAGAAGAAGGAAAGCAUGAAAGGGAAAGUUGGAAGAGGCACAUCAUGCCAGCUCUGUGGAAAAGUAAUGCAGAAGGGAGCGCUACUAGCACACCUCAGCGAACAUUCAGAGAUGAACAGCGAUCCUCAGAAGUCAUUAACCUCUACCUACAAGUUGGUGGACGCGCCGCCCGCCAUACCUUUAGAGCCUGAAGUGAUCACCUCGGCGGAAGGCGGGCACAUCGAUGAGUCGGUCCAGGAGACCGUCGAGCGGUUGUUCAACGACUAUCGCUUCGAAGUCGAAGAAUCACGGCCUGGCGCAGGUACAGUCACUGAGGAGAGUGCGGCCGGUGGUUCGAUCUUCCACUGCAGGCCGUGCGAGCUGGGAUUCGAUGCGGCUCAAUUGUUCUACGACCACUGCCUCGCGCACACUGACGCGCGCUGUCCCAUCUGCGAGCGAUCGUUGCCCGACGGCGCCCGGCUGCGGCAGCACGUUCACCGGCACAUUGCCUGCCACCGCUGCAGCGUGUGCUCGCUGCUGUUCCCCGGAGCGCUCGCACGAGACACACACGCCACGGUGGAGCACCUGGUCGCUACGGCAACGCGGCGCGUCGACUGCCACGAGUGCAACACGGCAUUUGCUGACGAUGAGAGCUAUAUGUCUCACGUCGUGCGCUGCCACAACCUGCAGCCAAAGAUUCCGCUGAUGAAAACGGCUGCCACCGCCGCAAUCGGAAAACCCUGCGGUGAUGGGAGCCUGGUGAACAGUGGACAACAGAUGACCGUGACAAACGGAGAACAACAGAUGACUGUUGCAGAUGCAGGACAGCAGAUGACCAUGACAGACGGAGAACGGAUGAUCAUGACAGACGGAGGACAGGUCACUGUGACAGACGGAGGACAGAUGAUGGUUGUGACAGACGGAGGACAGAUGACCGUGACAGACGGAGGACAGAUGACAAUGACAGAUGGAGGACAGAUGACCAUGACAGACGGAGGACAGCAGAUGAUUGUAACAAAUGGAAGACAGCAGAUGGCUGCAGCAGAGGAAGUGCAGCAGGUGACCGGAAUGGCAGCAGCAGUGUCAGACGCUAGUCAUCCCCAUCACCGCUGCCAGCAGUGCGGUGCCACGUUCAAGUCGAAGGUGCGUUACAACACGCAUCUCGCCAAGGUUCACCAGCAGCAGCCGUACAAGUGCACGCUGUGCUGCCACGCACUCGAGACGAAGACCGACUAUGUCGCGCACCUCUCCGCACACGCGAGCGACGGGUCACCGGUCGGCGAUGGCUCGAACGGCGGCGGUGGCUUCAGCUGCUACGUGUGCGCGCGCGAGUACGGUGUCGCGUCCAAGUGCCAGCAGCACCUGUUCCGGGCGCACGGCGUCAAGCCCUACCUCUGCCAGCUGUGCGGUGAACACCUCGAGCACAUCAACGACCUGCUCUUCCACCUCGACAACCACAGCAAGGAGAACACGACGGCCGCUGAGGGCGCCCCCGUUGAAAUCGCACCGAGCGUCCCACCUGGCGGCGCCACCGUCACCGUCGAAACGUCGGAGUCGUCGGCUGCGAGGACAGCGGCGGCGGCGGGUGGACAACGGGGCUUCCUUGAGAAGUACAUGGACUUCAGUAAUCGCGGCAGUGACGAGGACAUUCUCAGCCAGCUGUCGUUGAACCCGGCAAGCCUGGCGAGUCUUGGAGCGAGCGGCGACCUUGACCUGCACAUGGAAGUCGAGUCAGAUACGGAGGCUGAGUGGCAGGAGCACGGGUGAUGCCGCAGCUAAUGUCGUGUCGGCAACGCGACUCGCCCGCGGUGAAGCACGGAGCGCGGUCAGAGUGAGGAUGGUCGCGAGAAUGUCCGCGGUUUGCUCUGGUUAACCUCGAGAACUCAUUUCUGGAGUUAUAUUCCAGAUUGAUUCCAGAUUCUGGAUUCUGCUAUUUGCUGGCGUGUGGAGUCUGGUCGGAGCACGGCGGUUACCACACGAAUGUCACAUCUGCAAGGUUCUGCGAUUCACUGG